AGCAGCUUUAAAACAGUGUAUAUUUGGAGGAGAGAGAACGUUUUGUCACCUUCAAACUGCGAAGCUAGCAUCUCAUCAAAUUCUGCUUGAAGAUAUACAGUUUUUCAAUGGCAAAAAGGACCUAUUUCACCUAUAAGGGGAUCCUUCUUCCCACGGCAGGCUACUCAGAGGAAUCAUUGAGCUUUAUGGAAAAUGAAUUUCAGCUCCUUGAUGAUGAUGUGGUGACUGUCAGCUAUCCCAAGUCAGGUACCAUCUGGAUGUUGGAAAUCUUGGGCUUAAUCUGGCAUGAUGGAAAUCCUUCAUGGGUCCAGAGUAUGAUCUCGUAUGAACGGUCACCAUGGAUUGAGACUGUCGAUGGUCUGAAAGCUGCCUUGAACUAUCCUCCACCCAGGUUCCUGACAACUCACCUCCCAUUCCAGCUUUUCCCUAAAUCCUUUCUGCAUUCCAAGUGCAAGAUAAUCUGUCUUAUGAGAAACCCCAAGGAUGUGCUGGUCUCACAUUAUCACUUCUCAAAGUUUUUUAAAGUAUUUGAGGAACCUGGGACCAUGGAAGAGUUCCUGGAGAAGUUCUUGAAUGGGAAUGUGGUUUAUGGUUCCUGGUUCGACCAUGUGAAAGGCUGGAUGAAGCUGAAGGAGAGACCCAACUUCUUCUUAAUCACCUAUGAAGAGCUGCAGCAGGACCUGCGAGGCAGUGUCAAGAAAAUCUGCCACUUCCUUGGUAAGGAACUGGACAGUCGCCAGUUGGAUGCGGUGGUGAAAAAUGCCUCUUUUGAAAUCAUGAAGGACAACAAGAUGUCCAACUUCUCCCAUGUACCAGAGGAUUAUAUGGAUCAUGAGAAAGGAAAAUUCAUGAGGAAAGGGGUCUGCGGAGACUGGAAGAACCACCUCACCGUGGCACAGGGCGAACACUUCGACCGUGUGUAUCGGGAGAAGAUGCAGGGUGUGGGUGUGGCCUUUCCAUGGGAUUGAAGAAGGCCCGAUUGCAUCCUGUGCUGCUAUUUCUAGGCAGCGUCUUUUGUGUGUGAGAGUUUUGUGUGAAACAUACAUCUUUCUUCAGGGCUACAGAUCUACAGUAUAUGAUUUUUUUUAAAAAAAAAUCACAUGGUCUUCACAUGCUGCAUCUUUUACAGUUUGGAAUCUUUCUUUUAAAUAUAAGCAAACUUGCCGAUGACAUCUUUUCUCUUCAGAUGUGUAGAAAUCAAAGGAACAAUGUCAUGGUGCAACUACCACAAGGUGGCAGAUAAUA
Messenger RNA from Pogona vitticeps (central bearded dragon), 1245 nucleotides. RefSeq names its product sulfotransferase 2B1-like. Gene Ontology annotation, molecular function: sulfotransferase activity. NCBI's taxonomy places the organism in Eukaryota, Metazoa, Chordata, Lepidosauria, Squamata, Agamidae. The record is from RefSeq and is a predicted model, not a curated record.